This is a messenger RNA of Exophiala xenobiotica, 3049 nucleotides long. RefSeq lists its product as uncharacterized. The transcript has a single exon. The record is from RefSeq and is a predicted model, not a curated record. Lineage: Eukaryota; Fungi; Ascomycota; Eurotiomycetes; Chaetothyriales; Herpotrichiellaceae. Bases 161 to 1213 code for a protein of 350 amino acids.
GUCCACACACCUUCUUGUGAUAUGUGUGUAUACAUAUAUAUAUAUCUCUCUCUCUCUCUUUUCUUCGCCUUAAGACUUGCUUGUUUUGCCUCUUCUGCGUCUGUUCUUGUCGGUUUCUGCUGUCUUUUGCGUACCUCAAUUCGCCCGACCACAAUUAGUCAUGGCUGAAGUCGAGAGCCCAGCAACUCCCGCAUCGCCUAUCUUUCCUGAUACCCUGACCUCUGUCACCGCUCUUGCUCGUUUCGAGUUUGAGCCUGGAAGAGGCAAUGAGGGGACCAAAGUGAUGAUGGUCGAGUGGCAAGAUGACGACAAGGCCCGGUCGAAGUUGGGGAAAUGGCUGGUUUCGUGGACUGGGAAGCGUACAGCAUUUCCGGCAGACGACAACCCCUCCGACAAUAUUCGGCGUGUAUACUUUCUCCUCCCCCCGGGUGCCACUAUCCCUCCCCACGUCGCACUCGCAUACUAUCCUCCGCCGCAGCCUUCACAGCCAGAGCCCAAGCCUUUGCGAAUGACGGUCAAUCCUUUACCGGCCAUCUUCACACCGGAACUGGGAGCUACGGCCAAGGCUGCUGGCAAGAGAGGAGUCCUACACACAAUAUGGGCCAAAAAGAGGUUGCAAGUGCUCGCCAAGGAGAUCAAGCACGAGGAGGAGCACAACCUGGAAGGUAUCGCUCUGGAAAUGGCCUUGUCGGAACGCAGCUGGAUUGAGAACAAUUUCGGUGUUGCAUCAAAGCCUCCUGCUCUGGACUUGGGUAGCGUGUCGAAGGCUCCAACAGGCCCGACAAGUCCAGGCAUCCAGAGUCCGCGGUCCCCAGGGGGCCGGAGACUCAGUGAGAAACUGAAGGGAUUGAGCCUUGGAACAAGCGAGAAGGAUUUGGCGGGUCGAGGAUUGAACACCCCGACACGAGAGUCGCAUCCACUUUCGCCCGAAGCAUCAGACAUGGCGUUUUCAUCCUUCAGCGCAUUCAGCAAUGGACCCACGUCUGCUACAACGAAGAAGGUCGUCGCUCAAGCCCCGCCGGAGCAUAUCAGAAAGCAACAGGAGUCAACUUCAGUUUCCAUGGAUCUCACGGCCAACAAGUCAGUCGAGCCCAAUGAGGAUGACCUUUUUGCUGUUGCUCUGAGUCCAAGGUCGCCUGAUGAUACCAAGAGUCCCUUCUCGUUUUCGAGUGCAGAUAUUGGGGCGUUGGCAAAUGUCAAGGGCCAGCGCUGAAUGAGUUUCUGAAUUGUUGAUUUGCAAGCGGUGCCGGAAGAGACACAAAUUUAUGGUCGAAAUGACUUAUGAACGACAAUGAAAUCUACUCGAGAAAUGGCUAGUGGUCACUCUGUCCGACACCGAGACAGACCAUACAAGUUCUCAUGUUAAUCCACGUCCAAGCUUCAUACUUUACCAGCCUGACUCGAACGACACCAACCUCAGCAAUGCACGACGCCCGAACCCUGAUGCGUAACCACUCUGAAAUAGACAACGAAAACAGCUCAAUACCCUAAUCAUGCCAAUACUGCGACCGCGACCAACGCCACGAUGGCUAAGCCCGAAUUCAUCAACCGGCUGGCAUCACCAGUGUAUGUCGUCGCAGGGGCGGAAGCCACGGUGGCAGCGGUGCUUGGCGGUGGGGGAGGAACAUUAGUACCAGCACUUAUCACAGGGGGCACCGUGUAGUUGGAUGCGGCCAUUGUCGGGGCUGGGGCCAUAGCGGUCUUGGUGCAUCCGCAGUUGUUGUCGUACCAGGUGUAUGUUGUGCCUGGCAUUCCACCAGUGGCAGCAGCAUUGGCAGGCAUCGCCGAGGUCUUGUGGCAACCGCAGUUGGGAUCCCAGUAUGUGACGGUUACGGUGGGUUCUGCAACAGCCGAAAUCAGGGUUGCGUUUGGCAUGUAUGUGGGAAGCAUGGUCGACAUCGGUGUCGUUGAAGAUGUAACUGGUGGUGCGAUCAUCAUGGAGCUUGAAGUCGAGCUCGACAUGGGAGGCGCUGCACCACCCGCCGCGCUCACGGCGAAAAGUGGAGAGAAGUUCGAAGAGCCGCUCUGAACGAUGCCCACUCCAUAUUCGCCCGGGACGAAGCUAGCGGGAACAGUGAUGGUCCAGUCGUACUCUCCCGAAGUUGCUGCAAUGUCGGCUGUAGAUCUGGUUAGCUUUGCCAGUGGCUUGCCCAAGCAGAGCUGCGGACAUACUAGCAACAGGCUCAUUCCAGCUCAUGUUUCCGAAGAACAAAGAGACGGGCGUCCCAUCUCCAGCUGUGAAGUGGAUGGGCAAGACCUGUCCGACGGUCGCGGGACCCCAAGUCAUACUGGUGAAGUCUGCCGUCUGGGCGAAGACCUGAGUGGCGAAAGCGCCGACGGCGAUGGUGACGAGGCGGAGCAUGGUGUUGGUAUGGCGAGCGUGUUUUCGAAUGGCUGGUCUGGUUGGGGCAAGCUUGGUUAAAGAGCUGGAUCGAUAAAGUCAAAAAGAGCGACAAGGGACCAAAGGAGUGACUGGGGAGGGAAAGGAAAGAGGAAUCAGAUGCCAUCCAGACGGACACGCGCAGGCAUGCUCGUAAAUGAAGGUGGCCGGUCAGAGUUGAUUUGUUUGUUAUGGGGGCGAUUCGAUCGCCGAGUAUGAUGCAUUCCAGUCCCAAAUAUGCAAACGCCCGCGCACAGACAAGAUCUGGUCGUGCUGCGUUCCCAGGCGUGCCAGGGGCGGUUGAUCUCGUUGCGAAGCGAAAACCUUGGAGGACGGCUACUGGUUACGAUGGAGCUGGAUCCAACAACUUGAAAUCCAAGAGAUUCUAGAUGUGAUGGGGACGUCGUUGUUCGAGCUUGGUAUGGGCUGGCCUGCAUGAUCCUAUGCAUUUAUGGAGAGGAGAGGAAAGGUCUGAGCCCCAGCACGGCAAAUUCCAUGCGCUCACCAGAAAACCGGGGUCCUGCGAAUCGCAUCGAUCCAACCUCGACUAUAUACUUGCCUGGUCCAUGGCUGGAUUGAAGGGACGUCGUUGGUACUGUGCUGUGCUUGUUCAGGUCGAGACGAGCAUAUUGUUGCUGUUGGCUCUCUAAUCGACUCCACACACACACA